Messenger RNA from Mirounga angustirostris (Northern elephant seal), 2633 nucleotides. It is a transcript of the gene SLC26A9, whose product is annotated as solute carrier family 26 member 9. The record is from RefSeq and is a predicted model, not a curated record. Gene Ontology annotation, biological process: transmembrane transport. Gene Ontology annotation, molecular function: oxalate transmembrane transporter activity; sulfate transmembrane transporter activity; chloride transmembrane transporter activity. The transcript is spliced from 19 exons. Bases 297 to 2633 code for a protein of 778 amino acids. Gene Ontology annotation, cellular component: plasma membrane. Lineage: Eukaryota; Metazoa; Chordata; Mammalia; Carnivora; Phocidae.
UUCGGCGGGGGUAACAGUGACGUCACACGUGUGGCGUGCCGGCCACACGCUGAGCACCAAGCAAAACAGCCAGGGCAAGUGUGUGUAUCAUCAGUGCCUGGGAAGGAAGGCCACCAAAAGAAGUGAGUCUGGUGGAAAGACCUGAAAGCGGGAAGGGAGGCACCUGGCUGGGUGGGGGCGGGGAAAACCAGAAUAAAACCCUGCUGUGGCCAGAGCUAGAGAGACCUGGCGCUGGUGAGGGAUGCCCUUCAUCUUCCCCUCCUCUGCCUCUCCCAAAGCUUGUCAAUGCCCCAGACAUGAGCCAGCCCAGGCCCCGCUACGUGGUAGACAGAGCCGCAUACUCUCUCACCCUCUUUGAUGAUGAGUUUGAGAAGAAGGACCGGACAUACCCACUGGGAGAGAAACUCCGCAAUGCCUUCAGAUGCUCCUCGGCCAAGAUCAAAGCUGCGGUGUUUGGGCUGCUCCCCGUGCUCUCCUGGCUCCCCAAGUACAAGGUCAAAGACUACAUCAUCCCCGACCUGCUGGGCGGACUCAGUGGGGGAUCCAUCCAGGUCCCACAAGGCAUGGCGUUUGCUCUGCUGGCCAACCUUCCUGCUGUCAAUGGCCUCUACUCCUCCUUCUUCCCCCUCCUCACCUACUUCUUCCUGGGGGGUAUACACCAGAUGGUGCCAGGUACCUUUGCGGUUAUCAGCAUCCUGGUGGGUAACAUCUGUCUGCAGCUGGCCCCAGAGUCGAAAUUCUGGGUCUUCAACAAUGCCACCAACAAGAGCUACGUGGACACGGCGGCCAUGGAGGCCGAGAGGCUUCAUGUGUCAGCGACGCUGGCCUGCCUGACUGCCAUCAUCCAGAUGGGCCUGGGCUUCGUGCAGUUCGGCUUUGUGGCCAUCUACCUCUCCGAGUCCUUCAUUCGGGGCUUCAUGACGGCAGCCGGCCUACAGAUCCUGAUCUCGGUGCUCAAGUACAUCUUUGGACUGACCAUCCCUUCCUACGCAGGCCCGGGGUCCAUUGUUUUUACCUUCAUUGACAUUUGCAAAAACCUCCCCCACACCAACAUCGCCUCGCUCAUCUUCGCCCUCAUCAGUGGCAUCUUCCUGGUGCUGGUGAAGGAACUCAAUGCUCGUUACAUGCACAGGAUCCGCUUCCCCAUCCCUACGGAGAUGAUUGUGGUGGUGGUGGCAACAGCUAUCUCUGGGGGCUGUAAGAUGCCCCAAAAGUAUCACAUGCAGAUCGUGGGAGAGAUCCAACAUGGGUUCCCCAGUCCUGUGUUGCCUGUGGUUUCCCAGUGGAAGGACAUGAUGGGCACUGCCUUCUCACUGGCCAUCGUGGGCUACGUCAUCAACCUGGCCAUGGGCCGGACGCUGGCCAGCAAGCACGGCUAUGACGUGGAUUCUAACCAGGAGAUGAUCGCCCUGGGCUGCAGCAACUUCUUUGGCUCCUUCUUUAAAAUCCAUGUCAUUUGCUGUGCUCUCUCUGUCACUCUGGCUGUGGAUGGAGCUGGAGGAAAAUCCCAGGUGGCAAGCCUGUGUGUGUCCCUGGUCGUGAUGAUCACCAUGCUGGUCCUGGGGUCCUAUCUGUACCCUCUCCCCAAGUCUGUGCUAGGAGCACUGAUAGCCGUCAACCUCAAGAACUCCCUCAAGCAGCUCGCUGACCCCUACUACCUGUGGAAGAAGAGCAAGCUGGACUGUUGCGUCUGGGUGGUGAGCUUCCUCUCCUCCUUCUUCCUGAGCCUGCCAUAUGGGGUGGCUGUGGGCGUCGCCUUCUCCGCCCUGGUUGUGGUCUUCCAGACUCAGUUUCGAAAUGGCUACACUUUGGCCCAGGUCAUGGACACUGACAUUUAUGUUAAUCCCAAGACCUAUAGUAGGGUCCAGGAAAUCGAGGGGGUUAAGAUUGUCACUUACUGCUCCCCCCUCUACUUUGCCAACUCGGAGAUCUUCAGGCAAAAGGUCAUUGCCAAGACAGGUGUGGACCCCCAGAAAGUACUGCUGGCCAAGCAAAAAUACCUCAGGAAGCAGGAGAAGGGGAGGCUGAUGCCCACACAGCAGAGGAAGUCUCUGUUUAUGAAAACCAAGACUGUGUCCCUGCAGGAACUCCAGCAGGACUUUGAGAAUGCCUCCCCAACUGACCCCAACAACAACCAGACUCCUGCUAAUGGCGCCAGUGUCUCCUACAUCACCUUCAGCCCUGACAGCUCCCCAGAGGCCCACUGUGAGCCACCAGCCUCCGCUGAGACCCCCAGUGAGCCCAGUGACAUGCUGGCCAGCGUCCCACCCUUUGUCACCUUCCACACCAUCAUCCUCGAUAUGAGUGGGGUCAGCUUUGUGGACUUGAUGGGCAUCAAAGCCCUGGGCAAGCUGAGCUCCACCUACGGGAAGAUCGGUGUGAAGGUCUUCUUGGUGAACAUCCACGCCCAGGUGUACAACGACAUCAGCCAUGGCGGUGUCUUUGAAGAUGGGUGUCUAGAGCGCAACCAUGUCUUUCCCAGCAUACAUGAUGCUGUCCUCUUUGCCCAGGCAAAUGCCAGAGAGGUGGCCCCAGGACGUGACUUCCAAGGGGCUCCAGUGGACCCAGAGGUGUCCUUAUACGAUUUGGAGGAGGACAGCCCCAGCUACUGGGACUUGGAGCACGUGAGCUGA